Messenger RNA from Symsagittifera roscoffensis, 945 nucleotides. RefSeq names its product lactosylceramide 4-alpha-galactosyltransferase-like. Gene Ontology annotation, molecular function: hexosyltransferase activity. Bases 1 to 834 code for a protein of 277 amino acids. The transcript has 6 exons. NCBI's taxonomy places the organism in Eukaryota, Metazoa, Xenacoelomorpha, Acoela, Convolutidae. Gene Ontology annotation, biological process: glycosphingolipid biosynthetic process. The record is from RefSeq and is a predicted model, not a curated record.
AUGACAACUCUGCCUGUUAUUUCUGCCAAGGAUUUCUGUGUGACGCUGAUGAUAGUUGACCAUGAUCCACCACAUGAACAACUGCCCAUUUUGCGCCAAUUAGUUGACCUGUUACCGAAUAUUGAAAUAGUUCAUCUCGACAUCGAUGAUUUGGCGGUGGACACUCCAUUUGAAGGCUUCUUCCACACGGAGAGAUUUCUGUCCAGCAAAAUCACAUUCAACAUGCCAGUACACGCCAGUGACAUAGGGAGAGCGUGUCUUCUGUGGAAGUUUGGAGGGGUCUACGUGGAUUUGGAUGUGAUAGUGUUGAAGACACUAGACAGAGCCCCCCAGUAUGUGGCACGCACUCCACACGGGGGAAUAGCCAAUGGAAUCCUCAAGUUCCACGCACACAGCCCCAUGUUGAUGAGAUAUCUGUCUAACAUUUGGACAGACUACAACCCCGACCAGUACUCCAGACUGUUCUACGUCCUACUGGAAACAGUUCACAAUCAUUGCCUGAGAAAAGGAAUCAAUAUUAUACCUGAAGACGCAUAUGGUAAGCAGACCCAAGGCGUGGUGGAGUUCUGUGACGGUGUGAACAUAUUCGGGGUGAAUGCGGGACUGUUUGAACCCUUCAAGACCACAGAAGCAUCCGACACCAUAUUCAACGAGACACACGGGGAAGUAUUCGAGUCUAUUCUCAAAGCAAAAGAUCCGACGGUGCUGCACUAUGCUGGGAACUCGAAAGGCCACUACAGAACCAAGAUGAACGUGAGGGAAAGCGACUCUCUUUUUGCCAGGAUGUUCAGGAAACACUGCCCAUUCAUUACACUCAAAUAUGAGUUCGUCUAAUUCAAGCUUACAACAUUAGUUUUUUCUGGUUAAAAAACUUUUUUCUCAUUCAAACACAUGAGGUUGGAAUGCAAUUGUUCCGACUUUUGAAGAAAGUGCGGAAUAAUUAUG